CGGUCGCUGUGAUCCGUUGUUUUCCUGCUCGGACGCGGCUAGUUUAAGUUGCCAUAGCACGGCAGAGCUGAGGAAGGCUGCUUCCUUUAGCUACAAGUCUUUAAGAGAGAUAUCCAUCAACUGGUGUUCAAAAUAUACUCAGAGGAGUUUUUUAUUUCUUCUGUUCCUGCUGGACUUUUGUACUUUUCCCCCGUUUUUACGGUAUUGUCAUAAGGCUUUAACAGUUGGCUAACACUUGUUGCUAGCCGGAGCAUCAUCAUCAUCUUCAUCCUCCACAACAAUGCUGCUCUGUGAUUGAGGGUGAAGAUGGCAGUGUGAAAUGUUGUGUUCUGCUGGUCAGAUAGCUUUCCUUCUCUAUGUGUUGAAAAGUCUCCCAUCUUUGUUAACUAUGAAACACAUAUGUAAUGUUAGAGAAGUAGAAGAGCAGCCGUGUGUGGUCGUUAAUCUGAUUAACGUGUCAGUAAACAGUUAGCGUGCUCGGUCAGACCUUUAUCGUCCGUAAACCUGCCGGAUCCCAAACUAUGGACACAUCAAGCGGGUCAGACUCGUACGACCGGACACGGGGGCACAGACCUCGGGGGCGUGAUGCUCUCCGCAGACCUGGCCGGGACAGGGGCAGAGCCAGCGGGAGCGUAGGUGAUGGACGAGCUGCAGACAUCGGAGACAAGAUCAGCACUCUGGCAGACACUUUACAGGACACCAGCAGGAAUUUAAACAAAGUGGACCGGAUGCUGGGCCAGUACAGAGACCAUACGGAUGAUCAAGCUGAAGCCAUGGCACUGCUCAGGGACAACCUGGAGGAGUCAAUCAGUCAGCUGAAGACACAGAGGAUGAGCAGAUCCAACGGGGCUCAGAGUGCUUCAGCUUCAGCCUCUUCUCUGCACACCAGUGACCUGGAGCCCUGCUCUGGAUCAGAUAGCCAGCGUUUCUUUCCCACAUCUCCACUGAGGGACUACACAAGCACUCCAGGAAGAAGAAGGAGGUCACAGUCUGCUGGUGUGCGCUUCAAGGAUGGCAGCCUGAUAGGAGAGGAUGUUCACACUGUGCACCAGUCCUUGAGGGAUCUGCACUGUGACCAGCAGAGACUGUCUGAUGACCUGGAUAGAGAAAUCCUCCGGAGAAACAGGUCUGAUAUUGACACCAGGCGAGCGAUGGAGAGCCUCACAGGGCACUUGACAACAUCCCAGAGACAGACCUCAGUGACGUCUCGUGUAGAGCGACGACUGCAGGAGCUAGAGAGAGAGAUGCACGCUGGAGAACGAGGAAGAAGGACCGAUCAGCGGGUGGCCGUGUCUGACGAGCUCCAGGAGAAUUCCGGAAGGAGUCUAAUUCAAGGCCACGAGAGAGAGGAAGUCAUGACGGACAGGUUACUGAAAGCAGAGAAGGAGAAGUUCAAGAGGGAUCAGGAGCUGGAGAGAGCCAAAAGACUACUUGAACAGUCUGAGGAGAGCAGGGAGUCCCUCGUUCAACAGGUGGAGGAUAUGCGCGGUGAGCUACUGAGGACGAAGAGGGAGAAGAAUGAGCUUCAGAGGGCCCGGCUGGAGACGUUUCAGCCCGCUGCACAGCCACAUGGCAGCCACAUUGACAGGGAGGAGGGAAGAGGUGGACAGGGAAGCUCAGAUCGUGUCAGCCUGGAAAAGGAAGUAGCAGAGCUGAGAGUCCAGCUAAGCAAAGCCUCGGUCCUCUGUGAGGUUGAAGAACUGAGAAGGGCUCUGGAACGCAAGGAGAAGGAGAGAGUCCAGCUCAGCUUACAAGUUGAGGAAUUGUCAUCUGACCUGGCACGGCGGGAGCAGCAGCAGCUCCGAAUGCUUGAACAGUUAAGGGAUAUACAGAGCCAAAGGCAGGCGGAGAGGAAGGAGACAGAGGCAUUACUCCAGGAGAGCACCAGGAGCAGAGAUGAAUUGAAGACCAGAGCCCAAGAGGCAGUGCGCCAGUGGAGGGCAAAGUGUAGGAGACUGCAGAGGGAGCUGGAGGAGGAGAGGGCCCAGGCUCAGAACCAUACUGACAAAGCGUCGCAGGCAGCCAGGGAAAAGGAGAGCUCCCAGGCCCAGCUGAAGGCGCUGAGCCAGCAGACUGAGGCGGCCCGCAGGGAGCUCGGUGAAAUCCUAGGCCGUUUGGCCCAGCGUGAAGAAGAACUUCACCGCAAGGACGUGGAGCUGUCUGAGACCCGGCAGCGCCAGUUGUCACUGGAGCAGGAAAUGCGAGAGGUGAGGGAGGUUUCUGCUGCCCUGGAGGAGGAGACACAACGCCAGGUUCUGGUUCAGGCCAGACUGAGGGAAGAGAACCAGAGGCUGGAAGACAGAGCUGACACACAAGCCCGUCGCUGUCAGAAAGACCAGGACGCUCAGGCCGAGCUCCAGGCCUCCCUGAAGCAGAUGACCUCAGCCAAUGUGCAGCUAGCCCAGCGGUUGGCAGACGGGGAGAGCUCCAAGAAGGAGAUCCAGAGGAGCGCUUCGGAGCUACAGGCCAAGCUGUCAGCAGCACAGGAAGAGCGGUCGGCUUUGGGACAGCAGCUGCAGCUGGAGAGAGAGGUGCAUCAGAAAGAACUGGACAAUCUAAAGGUAAUGAUGGAGGACAGCAGGACGAAGAAGGACCGGGAAGUGCGGGACUUGGUGAAGCUCUGCAACCAGGAGCGGGAUGAAAUGCAGGCACACUUUAAGGAGGUAAAGGCAGAUGCAGCGUCAGACAAGGAGCUGUGUAGGGCACUGCGCAUCAACUUGGACAGGAUGAAGGAUGAGUGUGAUAAGCUGGCAGCUCAGCUGAGCACAAAAGACGAGGCACAUGCACUCCUCCAGAGAAAGUACCAGCUACUCAAACAGGAACUGGAUGACAAAGUCAGGUCAGGUGAACGAAGACGUGCCUCAGAGUCAGAGCUUGUAAUGCUGGAGGAGAAGGUGUUGCUGUUGGAGGCAGAGCGAGAGGCAGUCCUCACUUCUCUGGGUGAGGAACUAGAUGCAACCUGUCGCAGUCUUGCUAGGAAUGGUGAAGACAAACUGCAGGCGAUCUCCCAGAAACCUGGAUUAGUGAAAGACCCUCAUCGCUGGCUAGCUGAGACUAAGACAAAGCUACGCUGGCUGUGUGAGGAGGUGCGGGAGUGCAACACCAGAGAACAGCGCCUAAGGAAGCAGCAUCAACAGACCAGAGAUCAGUUGAAGGCCCUCAGGCAGAGCCGGGACUCAGAGCAGGCAGCUCUCCAGCAGCAUCUGGACCAACAGGAGAAGCUGCUGCACUCCCUCAGCUCUGAAAAGAGAGAGCUUUUGGAGAGUUGUCACAGGAAGGAGGAAGAGAUGAGGAGCCUUCAGGAUCGUGUUUUGGAUCUGGAGAUGAACACAAGAGUAGCCUUAGACCACUUGGAGUCAAUUCCAGAGAAGCCAUGUCUGAUGAAGAACUUCAAAGAUUUGGAGGUGGGUUUUGAGCAGUCUUUAAAUGUUACAAAAUGGAUUUCACAACAAAACACCGGUGUUAAGGACCAACUAAAAAUUGUGUCCUGCGGAGCUCUGGAUAUUUGGGACACAUGGAGGCAGAGGAGGCAGAAAGCUAAGAGGAGGAGAGCUGGUAUAAGGAGACAGAGGUUAUGGAGAGGAGACCGAAGCCAUGUCUCUCCUCUCUCAUCAUGGGCAACGUGAGAUCUCUGGCUUAUA
This is a messenger RNA of Notolabrus celidotus (New Zealand spotty), 3641 nucleotides long. It is a transcript of the gene cep128, whose product is annotated as centrosomal protein of 128 kDa. The record is from RefSeq and is a predicted model, not a curated record. The transcript is spliced from 22 exons. Bases 522 to 3626 code for a protein of 1034 amino acids. NCBI's taxonomy places the organism in Eukaryota, Metazoa, Chordata, Actinopteri, Labriformes, Labridae.